AAUUAAAUUUCAAUCGUAAGACUGAUAACAAGCACAAUGAAAAUCGCUGUCGUAGGAUCGGGUGUUGUAGGACUAACAACAGCCAUUGAACUCCAAAAAGAGUAUAGAAAUGCAAAUAUUACGAUUAUUGCUGACAAUUUCUACAAAGAUACAACAAGUUAUGUAGCGGCAGGAAUUUUUCGACCAGGAACUUCCUUCAGUGGACCUACGGAAGAAAUCACGAAAAAAUGGGUGCGUGAUUCUUACCAGCAUUGGGAUGAUAUCAGAAAAUCUUCAUACUCUAAUCUUGCGGGAGUGUGUGAAGUUUCGGGAUAUAUUUUGUCUUCAUAUUCUCAAUCAAUUACUCGAAACUUUUUAAUUGAAGACGUAUUGCCGGCUUAUCGUAAUGCCACUGAAGAAGAAUUAAAAAUUUGUCCAGGUAACUGGAAGUAUGGAAGUUUCUUCACAACUCUAGUCACUGAAUGUGGUUUAUAUCUUCCAUGGGCAACCAAAAACUUCCUUGACCGUGGAGGUCAAAUAUUUAAUCGUAAAAUAAACGAUUUUGCAGACUUACAUGGAACAUAUGACAUAAUCGUUAAUUGCACUGGAUUGGAAGCAAAGAAUUUGUGCAAUGAUCGCAAAGUUGUGCCAAUUCGAGGUCAAGUUUUAAAAGUUCAUGCACCUUGGAUAAAAAUGGCAUAUUACGGUGAUUACGACACAUACAUUGUACCAGGUUUUAGUGGAGUUACUCUUGGCGGUUGCAGAAAUUUCGAGUCAGUUGACAUGACUCCAAAUAAAUAUGAUUUCGACUCAAUUAAAAGUCGAUGUGAAGCACUCGUGCCAAGCUUGCAAACAGCUAAAGUAACUGAAGUUAAAGUAGGAUUAAGGCCACAUCGGGAUCCUGUGAGAGUUGAAUAUGAGUUUAAAGAUACAAGUCAAGGAAUACUCAAGAUCAUUCAUAAUUACGGACAUGGCGGGUAUGGCGUGACUACAUCACCAGGCACUGCUAAGUAUGCUGUUAAAUUAGUGAGAGAUGUCUGGACCGGAUACAGUCGUUUAUAAUUGCAUUUAUCGAUGUAUUUGUAUAAAGAAUGCCAAGGUUAAUAAGCGAUAAUUAUUUAAACAAAUGUUUUCUAUCUGUUAUCAAAUAAAAGUCGCGUCUGUCUGUACUAAGCC
Molecule: messenger RNA, 1155 nt
Organism: Clunio marinus
Lineage: Eukaryota; Metazoa; Arthropoda; Insecta; Diptera; Chironomidae
Source: the annotation of a GenBank genome assembly